GGACUGAAGUGGACAAUGAAGUUAUGGGAUGGACUGACCACUUGUCUGGUACUGCUGAGCGCCGUGCACGCCAGCCCGCUGCUCCGGAGCCGACGGCAGUCCGCGUCCGCCAAGAGGGGAGGGCGCGCCGCCGAGAGUCCCCUGGAGCUCCCGCCGGUUCAGGUCCGCCUGGCCGUCACCUCCCCGGGCGUCAGCCGCGCUGAGGCGGAUACGGCGGACUGGGGAGAGGCGCUGGCAGGAGGAGGAACAUACACCAUGGAGGAGCCCCUCCUGAGUGAGUUUCAAGAUGUGGUGGACUUCAUCAAAGUGACCAUCAGCAGAAUACGUCGCUCCUCCUCAUCCCCCGUGUCCUCAUCUACCUCUUCCUCCACCACCUCUUCCCCCUCCAACGAAAACUUGAGCAGUAGCAAUCGACACAGAAGGGAGAGGAAGAAGGGGGCGAGCGGCAAAGGAGGAAGAGGAGGAGCUAGAGGUGCGGAGUCAGGAAGGAAGGUUAGAGGAGGAGGAGGCGGCAGUGGACGAGCACAGGGCUGCGUGCUCAAACAGAUCCAUCUCAACGUGUCGGACCUCGGUCUGGGCUACCGCUCCAGCGAGGAAAUGUUAUUCAGGUACUGCUCGGGACCAUGCAGGAAGUCCGAGACCAACUACGACAAAAUCCUCUACAAUCUCGCUCACAACAGGAGGCUUCCUCCCAAAGACACGCCCCCUCAGGCUUGCUGCCGGCCAACAGCGUUUGACGAUGAUCUCUCGUUUCUGGAUGACAACCUCGUUUACCACACCGUGAAGAAGCACUCUGCCAGGAAAUGUGGUUGUGUGUAGGGAGUGUGAGCUCAACCUAAAAGACUAAAAUCAAUCAAACUCAAUGAAUGAGACUCACUCUGUCUACUGUAUAGGACAUAUGUUAUGGU
Xiphias gladius (swordfish) is the source of this 908-nucleotide messenger RNA. RefSeq names its product glial cell line-derived neurotrophic factor-like. Gene Ontology annotation, biological process: negative regulation of neuron apoptotic process; peripheral nervous system development; positive regulation of branching involved in ureteric bud morphogenesis. The record is from RefSeq and is a predicted model, not a curated record. Gene Ontology annotation, molecular function: glial cell-derived neurotrophic factor receptor binding; growth factor activity; receptor tyrosine kinase binding. The coding region runs from base 16 to 819 and encodes 267 amino acids. The transcript has 2 exons. NCBI's taxonomy places the organism in Eukaryota, Metazoa, Chordata, Actinopteri, Istiophoriformes, Xiphiidae.